Molecule: messenger RNA, 23922 nt
Organism: Cuscuta europaea
Lineage: Eukaryota; Viridiplantae; Streptophyta; Magnoliopsida; Solanales; Convolvulaceae
Source: the annotation of a GenBank genome assembly
GAGAGAGAGAGAUUCACAAAAAAAAAGAUUAAGAUGAAGAUGGAAUGAUUUCACCAAUCAAGUAAAGAAUGCGAGUUAAAGAAAUAAGAAAAUAGGAAAUAAGUGCAUAUAUAUAUAGAGAGAUUCAGAAAAUUACAAAAAGUAUGUUCAGUUGGAAUGAUUUCACCAAUCAAGUAAAGAAUGCGAGUUAAAGAAAUACGAAAAUAGGAAAUAAGAAUUGUAUGAAGCAUAGAAGAAUUAGAACACCUCUACACCUCUACCGCUCGAUCCGUGCUAGUGUUUGUGUCUGCCGGACUGCUGCCGUCGGCCGGGUGCUAAUUGAGAAUAAUAGCAGAAGGGGCUCUACGGGAAGACCUAAAAGAAUAUUGGAAGCUUUCACAAUAAUUGUCGUCUGCUCCAUCAAGAUUACCCGUCGAUUGAUGUUUUCACGGCCAUUGGUUUGAGAAUUGAAUUUAAUCACAAUUUACAUUGAGGAUGCAUAUCUAUAUAUAUAAAUAUAUUAAUUGACUUAAGUGUGUUUCCCACUCAUGACCAUGGGCAUUUUUGUAAACGCUGGCGUCUACCUUUGAAGCCUUCUCGAUGCUAGGCUUUUCUGCUCAGAACCUCUUCAUUUUCUAACUCUUCCCUACUCAACCUGGACUCUUGAUAAGAGCUCUAUGAGGUUUCCAACGAUUUCAGCGACAUCAACUCGGAGAGUCCAUCAUCACCAAUCUUCUCAAUAUUGGCUCCUUCCUAUGUGAGUUACGGGCCGCCUGGCAGCCCUCAACUGCUUCCUAUCCAAAUCGGCGGAGAAGUCUUUACCCUUCUUCCAGAUCAUGAGGAAGACCGCCGGUUUCCAAUGGACUUCAGACUGCAAGGAGGCCUUCGACGAACUAAAACGGUAUUUAUCUUCACCCCCUGUGCUCUCCAAACCCAAGGUAGGGGAAACUCUGUACCUUUACCUUGGCGUCAGCCCGGCUGCCAUCAGCUCAGUGCUCAUCCGGGAGGAAGAUGGCGUCCAAAAUGCCAUCUUCUAUGUUAGCAAGACCCUCAAGGAGGCCGAACUCAAGUACUCUCCUGUGGAAAAAAUGGUGCUGGCCAUUGUCUGGACCGUCAAAAAGCUUGGCCACUACUUUCAGGCUCAUCCGGUCCAAGUGCUCACACAUCAACCCCUCGACGCCCUUAUGAGGAGCCCCACCAGCUCCUCUAGAAUGGUAAAAUGGGCCAUCUUCCUCAGCCAAUAUAACAUUGACAUCCGUCCGAGGCCUUCCAUAAAGGGCCAAGCCCUGGCGGACUUCGUAACGGAGUGCACGGCCAGAUAAGCAGUAGAUGAGGAGCCCUCGGCACCUUCAGACGAGUGGUGGACCCUCUAUACCGAUGGCUCCUCAGCCACCAAAGCAUGCGAGGGAGGAGUAGUUCUCAUUACUCCCAAAGGCUUCCGGGCCUACUAUGUCAUCCGCUUCUCCUUCAAAGUCUCCAAUAACGAAGAGGAAUAUGAAGCCCUCCUCUGUGGCCUUCGGCUGGCAGCGAAUAUGAAGGUCAGAAUGAUCCACGUCAAGUGUGACUCCAAGCUUGUCGUGGGCCAAAUCUCUGGGGAGUACGAGGCCAAGGAAGGGAGGAUGAAACAAUACAGGGAGGCGGCUAAAGAAUUGCUCAAGGUAUUUGAGGCACAUUCUCUCACCCAAAUACUGAGGACUCAAAAUUAUGAGGCCGAUAUUUUAUCAAAACUCUCGGAUGAAUCCCCCGAGCACCUCUCUAAAAUCGCAAGGAUAGAAGAACUUAGACUCUCGAGCAUACACGCCAGCCCCAUCAUGAACAUCCAUCAAAGGCAAGAGGACUGGAUCUCGGACAUCAUCGCCUUCAUCACCACAGGGCAACUACCCGAGGAUGAAGCCCGCGCCAAACUAGCAAAGCUGAGGGCUCCUAGCUACACCAUCGAAGACGGAAGGCUCUACUGAUAUGCACUAAUUAGUAGUGCAUAAAUGUAUAUUUUUAUGAUUGAUUUGUGUGUAUUGUUUACCGUUUUAUUUAGUUUGUAAACAUUUGUGUGAAUUUAGUUGUAAUUGUAUUUUAAUCUUCAUUUAUUAGUUGUAAAGUAGAAUUAGGAAUUAUGGUGUUGGAAAGAAAGACUUUGAAGAGAAGAAAACAAGAAAUUUGACUGCCCAGGAGUAAAACCCGACCGGGUAGAAACCCCCACCCGGUCGGGUAUGAUUUAACAGACGAAAUUGCCAAGAAAGUCACUGGACCCGGUCGGGUCCCCUACUUGACCCGGUCGGGUCAGAUGUAACCCGGGACAAAACGGCGUGCGAAGAUCACCAGAACGUGGCAAAUAUUUGAUUUUGACUGAUACCCGGUCGGGUAUGGCACUUUACCCGGUCGGGUAUUCGCCCCAGGGUGUUGAAAACACCUAUAAAUAGCAUACUUUUCCUUCACUUUUAAUAAUUCCUUCUUCCAUACUCUUAAGCUCAGUUUAGAAUUGUAAGGAAUAAUUGUAUUUAGAUUUUGAUGAUGCUAUAUUAAUUAGGACUGUAGAGUACCCCUUUAGAAAUUAUGUAUUAGAAUUUUCCCUUGUAAAGUUCUUAGCAUUUUCGACCACCAGAAGGCCUCUCUACCAGAAGUCCUCCAGACAGAAGAUCUUGGUUCUCUGUCUAGGAACAGAAAACGUCAGGGUCUCUGUUACCCUUUAGCGUGACGGAAACCCUCCUGGUCCUCUGUAAGCUACCAACAACAGAAGUGCUCAUGAUCUUCCCAGAAUCAGUUCUCUGCCAAUGACACCAGAAGGUCUGACACUUGGAAGAAAUCCACAAAGCCGGGAAGUCAACUUAAAGAUUCCUUCAACGGCUAGGAGUAUGAAACGGAAAAGCUACAGUGCUCGCAUUAAAUGCUUAUUUAAUGCUCCCCAUGCUCCGUGGAGUAAUUGCAGAUGAUUGGCCGCAAUGUCAGGAUUACUUUAUCCCGAAAUAGUAACCCGCCAACUUUACCGGGUCCUACUGGUCAAGUCAACUGCUCGCGCAUUAAAUGCAGUUGUCCUCCUACCCCUCCAACGGGAAGACAACCUCAGUAUAAAAGAUACACUAUGAAGAACAACCGGAUAACUUUGCCAUAACUUUGCUAUCACAUUGCUAACCAAGCAAGAUAUUCAAACUUUGAAAAGCAAAAGCCUCCUUGAGAUUCAAACUCAUUACCCUCUACAAGAGAAGGCAGAAGUUGGAAAAAUACUCUUUCCAACUCAAGCAAAGUUCCAAGUGUUCUUCAACUCUUCAAGCUCCUCACAUACAUAUAUUUUGUAACGAAGCUAGUUGGAGGAACCUCAGUUUCAACAGAAACUCUUCUUGCUACAAGAAGGACGUCCUAAUAACUGAAGUAGUGAAGUGGUGAUACUUCAAGGAGACUCAGUGAAAGGACCAGUGUUAAAGGAAGCCAGACAGUGCAUCCCAGGACACAUCUAGGCUUGAAGAAGACGUGGAGUGCUUCUUAAGUGCUAGGACUAAGGCUUUGUAAACGGCAGUUUUUACAGCUUAGUGGAACAGUGGAUUAGAGGAACGAGUUGUUCCUUGAACCACUAUAAAAAUCCCUGGUGUCGUUUACUUACUGCUUUUAAUACUUGCAUUUAGUUAGAACUAUAUAACUCCUUGAACUUGGUAUCUGUGUUCAGCAGAACUUGUUCUACGAGUUAACAGAAGGCCUACUGCCUUUGCUCCUCUGAGGCUAACAGAACUCCCUACCAGAACCCCAUCCGCUGCCAGUCUGUUCCUUCAACAGAACAGGCUAUUCUGUAAAUCUGGUACUUAGUUUAAAAAGCUAAAAACCAAUACAGUCUAUUCACCCCCACCUCUAGACUGUAUCCAGUAUAACCGGGACCAACAAGUGGUAUCAGAGCCUCCUUGUUCUAAUAAUCUUUUAGGUUAUUUGUUGAACAAAGAUCCACUUGUUUCUCUGUUUUACUUCAUUUCUAUCUGAUAUAAUGGAUCACUCCCUGUCCAAGAAUCUUAUGUUUUCAGAUCUUAAGUUUGAUGACUGGAGGAUCCGGAUGAAAGCACAUCUCUGUGCCCUGCAUGAUGAGAUGUGGGAAGUUCUUGAUAUUGGCCCCUUCACUAGCUUCCAGAAGGUCAACCCUGAACAUGCCAUAGACAAUACCAGACCCCAAAUGAUUAGCAAAGCCAAGUCAGAAUGGACCACUGAAGAGAGGAGAAAGUACAAUCUAGACAAUAUUGCCAAGGACAUCCUCUACAAGUCCAUUGAUGAUAGAUACUUCAACAGAAUCAAGAAGUGCAAGACUGCUAAGGAGAUCUGGGAUACUCUUGAGCUCAUUGGAGCUGGUGAUGAGCAAGAGAAGGACAACAAACUAACCAUAGCCAACAAGAAGUUUGAUGACUUCAAACUUCUCCCUGGUGAAAGCAUCUCCAAGAUGUAUGACAGGCUCCUCACUCUCACUGGAGAGAUUUCUGAGCUUGGCAAGGAUCUCACAACCAAGGAGAUCAACCUGAAGGUGUUGAGGGGACUGCCCUCAGCAUGGAAGAUGAAAGUAGUUGCUGUCCAAGCCAGCAAGGAUGUAAAGACUUAUCCCACUGAUAAGCUCAUUUCAGAUCUGAAAGCUCAUGAGUUUGAAAUGAUUGAAGAAAAAGGAAGAUGUACCAGAAGAGAGGACCACUACAGCCCUCACUGCCAGCACAUCUAAGGUAAAUGAUUUUGACCCUUCAGUACUUUUAUCUGAUGAAUAUAUGGCUGCCUUUGCCAGGAGAUUCAAAAAGUUUAUGAAGAAUCCCAAAAAUGGAAGAAGUCCAUCUUUCAACAGAAAGCCAUACCAAAAGGUCAAAUCAACAGAAAGCAGUGGAGAGCUUCUCUGUUACAAUUGCAGACAACCUGGUCACUUCAAGGCUGAUUGUCCCCAUCCUAGAGUGUCCAAGAAGCAAGGACAGGAUGGAGAAAAGAAGAAGUACGAGGACAACUCCAGAAGGAGAAAGGCACUUGUGACAGAACAGGUGGAGAAAGACCCUCUGUCAGAAACAGAAUCCAGUUCUGACUCAGAUUCUGAUGAGGCCUUCUGUUGCCUUGAUACUGAGACAGAAGACCUUUGCCUGAUGGCUCAUUCUGAUGAUGAGGUAACCUCUACUUCUGAAUCUAGUUUUUCUUCGGUAGGCUUAGCUUUUGAUUCUGAUUCAAUGUCAGAAUUUUGGGAAGAGUUUAAGGCCAUACAAGCCACUUAUUCUUCUGUAACAGAAGAAAACAGUAAGUUAAAAGCUGAAAUUCUUGACUUAAAAAAGGAGGUUGAGAUCAAAAUCAAUCUUCUAAUUGAGAAAAGAGAUCAACUGGAGACUAAAAAUGUUUCUCUUCUUAAGAGAAUAAGAGAAAUAGAGCCUCUCGAAAUUAAGUACAAAGCUUACCAGAAGGCCCAGUCUUCCAUGGAAAAGAUUGUGCUUGAUCAACAUAUUGGCACUGGUUUUGGUCUUGGUUAUGGCUCAACAGAAUCAGGUGAGCCUUCUGUAAUGCCUAGCACCAGAGUUGCUAAGGCAGAUAAGGUCAUAGAGCCACUGAUUUCUAGCCCCAUCUGUCAAGCUGGUGUAUCUGGCACCAAGGUUGUUAAUGAGGAAGUCAGACCAGAAAAGGGUAAGAUAAAGGUUCAACAGAAUCCCUUUUUGAAAAAUAAUGAACCUGGCAGAAAACCUAACAACAGAAGAGGUUUUCAGAAUAACAAAAAUAAAAGACCAUUCAUUGACAGACAACCUCAUGUCAAUCGUGCUAGAGAUGAUCACCAGAAGGGCAAAUAUCAAGAGAGAGUUAACUUCAGGAAGAAGAGGUUGGCUGGUCAACUUCAGAAGCCCAAAGUUAACCGUCCCUCCGCUCUUGAUAGUAUAUGGGACUUCUUUCCAACAAAGAAAGCUAUGCAAAAGUAUGUAAACAGGAAGCAUGACCCUCACAAGCAUCUGCCCAAAGUGAAUCACACUUCUGUCUACUACAACUACCAGGUGGACAAUGGGUACCACCCACCAAGGUUUCACUUGAUGAGACCAAAAUGGUACCAACUACCCAGACUCCAUGACCCCUCAGGACCCAUCAUUGCUUGGGUACCUAAAUCUUUCUUUUGAUCUUGCAGGAACUGUGUGCUGGAGCUAUCUCUGAACAAGAAUGGUUUAUUGAUAGUGGAUGCUCCAGGCACAUGACAGGUGACAGAAGUUGCCUAACAGAGUUCCAGAAAUGCAAAGGACCUAGAGUUACCUUUGGAGGUAAUGACAAAGAAGGUCAAACAAAAGGAAGAGGAAAGUUGAUUAAGAACCAGAUAAUCAUUGAUGAUGUCUCAUAUGUCAAAGGACUGAAGUUCAACUUGCUGAGUGCUAGCCAAUUCUGUGACAAAGGCUACACUGUUGAAUUCACAAAGGACUUCUGCUAUGUGAAACAUGAGACAACAAAGGAAGUGGUUCUUACAGCAUCAAGGAAAAAGAACAUCUAUGUAGUUGAUUGGAACACUGCAAAAGAUGGAGUUUGCCUGAUAGCCAAGGGAGAUCCAAAACUGAGCUGGGACUGGCACAAAAAGCUCAACCAUUUGAAUUUCAAAACAAUCAACAAACUAGCAAGGGAACACAUUGUAGAAGGGCUACCAGACAUUGUGUACAAGAGGGAGACCCUCUGCAGUGCAUGUCAGAAAGGCAAACAAGUGAAGAAUUCCUUCAAACCCAUUGCUGGAGAUCUUUCUACAAGUCCUCUAAAUCUGAUUCACAUGGAUUUAUUUGGACCUGUUGAGACUCCAAGCGUUGGUGGCAAGAAAUACACCCUAGUCAUGGUUGAUGACUACUCCAGAUACACAUGGACUGUUUUUCUGACAAAGAAAAAUGAAACUCUUCAGAAGUUGCCAUCUCUGCUAAAGCAACUUCAGACUGAGAAGAACUUGAAAGUGAAGACAAUCAGAUCAGACAGAGGAACUGAAUUUGUCAACCAAGUCAUAAAGGACUUCUGUGAUCAGAAUGGAACUUUUCAUCAACUUUCUGCCGCCAGAACCCCUCAACAGAAUGGCGUAGCAGAAAGAAGGAACAGAACGUUAAAAGAAGCUGCAAGAACAAUGAUUGCAGAAUCUGGAUUGCCUAUGAGAUAUUGGGCUGAAGCAAUCAACACUGCAUGCUAUACUCAGAACAGAAGCAUGAUCAACAAGAAUCACCAGAAGACCCCUUAUGAACUCUGGAAGGGAAGAAAACCGAACAUCAGCUACUUUCAUGUAUUUGGAUGCAAGUGCUACAUUCUCAACAAUGGAAAGGAGCAUCUGAAAGUAUUUCAAGAAAAGGCUGAUGAAGGAGUCUUUAUAGGCUAUUCAAACACCAGUAAAGCCUAUAGAGUACUCAACAGAAGAACCCUACAUGUUGAAGAAUCCAUACAUGUGAAGUUUGAUGAAAGCGUCUCUGUUGAAGAGGUAACAGAGAUUCUCAAGGAUGUCAGCUUAGAAGACAGAACAUCAGAACCAACAGAAGAGGUGGCAGACAACCCUGCAUUUCCAACACCUGCACCAAACCCCCUUCUGUUGAAUGAAGAUGAAGACUCUGAAGAUGAGGAACCAGAGAGACCAAGACAGCAGCUGACAGAACCAGAUCUGACAUGGUUAAGAGAUCAUCCUCCUAACCAAGUGAUUGGUCAAAUCAGAAGUGGAGUUCAAACCAGAUCCACAUCAAGGACAGAAGCAAUGCUUGCCUGCUAUAUAUCUCAGAUGGAACAUGACAGUUGAAGAAGCUCUUGCAGACUCAGAUUGGAUCAAUGUUAUGCAAGAAGAGCUCACUCAGUUUGAAAGGAACAAAGUAUGGGAACUUGUUCCUAGGCCAAAGCACCAGAAUGUCAUUGGAACCAAAUGGGUAUUCAAGAACAAAGCAGAUGAAGACGGCAACAUUGUAAGGAACAAAGCAAGGCUAGUAGCUAAAGGAUACUGCCAAGAAGAAGGAAUAGAUUUUGAUGAGACCUUUGCACCAGUUGCCAGACUUGAAGCCAUCAAAAUCUUUCUAGCCUAUGCUGCCUACAACAACAUCAAGGUCUACCAAAUGGAUGUCAAGAGUGCAUUUCUGAAUGGAGAUCUUGAAGAAGAAGUUUAUGUGGAACAACCACCAGGUUUUGUCAUUCCUACUCAAUCUUCUUGUGUCUACAAGCUUAAAAAGGCCCUCUAUGGUCUUAAGCAAGCUCCCAGAGCCUGGUAUGACACAUUGUCCCUUUUCCUAGUAAACCAUGGGUUUACUAAAGGAAAGGUUGACAAAACUCUAUUUCAAAUCUCUGUUGCUAAUCAUAUUCUGUUAGUACAAAUAUAUGUUGAUGACAUUAUAUUUGGAAGUACUAAUUCAGAACUGUGCAAGAAAUUUUCUCAAGUGAUGCAUAGUCAAUUUGAAAUGAGUAUGAUGGGUGAACUCAGUUACUUCCUAGGACUUCAAGUCAAACAAGUUCCAGAAGGGAUCUUUAUCAAUCAAGGGAAGUACACCAGAGAUCUAAUCAAGAAGUUUGGAGUGGAAGGCAAAUCAUCAGUGAAGAUUCCCAUUAACACUUCACAAGGGAUUGGUCCAGAUGAUGAAGGAAAAGAUGUAGAUGCAACAACAUACAGAGGGAUCAUUGGAUCUCUGUUGUAUCUAACUGCAAGCAGACCAGACAUCUCAUUCUCUGUUGGAAUCUGUGCCAGCUACCAGUCAAAGCCCAAGGAAAGCCAUCUAAGUGCUGCAAAGAGAAUCAUCAGAUACAUCAAAGGAAAUCCCAAUGCAGGCCUAUGGUAUCCCAAGGGAGGUAACUUUGAACUAAUUGGUUACUCUGACUCAGAUUUUGCAGGUUGCAGACUAGACAGAAAGAGCACCUCUGGUCACUGCCAAUUGCUAGGAGGAAGGCUUGUUUCCUGGUUUAGCAAGAAGCAAAACUCCAUCUCAACAAGUACAGCUGAGGCAGAGUAUAUUGCAGCUGGGAGUUGCUGUGCUCAGCUACUCUGGAUGAAGCAACAACUGAAAGACUAUGGAAUUCAAGCAAAGGAGAUCAAGCUGUUGUGUGACAACACCAGUGCCAUUGCUAUCACUCAGAAUCCAGUUCUUCAUUCCAGAACAAAGCAUAUUGAGAUCAGACAUCACUUCAUCAGAGAUCAUGUGGAGAAGAAGCACAUCUGCAUGGAACAUGUGCCAACAGAAGACCAACUUGCAGAUAUCCUGACAAAGCCUCUCCCUGAGGCUAGGUUCAAUAAACUGAGAGAAGAAUUGGGAAUGAUGGAUGAGAUUCCAAGGGUAAGUUGAAAAGGAAGGCCCUCUGUCGCUGAUUUCCUGUUAAUAGAACACCUUUUGCAGAACCCCUUCUGUGAACCCCUUCUGUUAACCUCUUCUGUCAACCCCUUCUGGUCCUCACCAUGGCAGAACCCCUCAGCAACAGAAAACCUCCUCUUCUACAGAAAAAUCCUCAGAAGGUUGUGGACUUAAAAAUUUUCUGAAACCGGGUACCUUAGUAAAUUAUUAAAGGUCUUUUACCCUUUUACCCUUAAAACGGUAUCAAGCCGUAUAAUAUUUACUGCGCCCCCGUUUAUUUACUCCGUCCCUUUUUACAUUUAUUGGUUUCUUGGAACCAUAAAUUAAUUCCAAACGUCCACUAACCCAAACACAUAAAUUCCCCUUUCGCAAACCUAAACCGCUACUGCUCUCACUACUUUCAAACUCUCAAACCUCCAUAGCUCUCAAGCUUUCUGCAACUCUUCUCUGAACAAAUGGCUUUCAUCAACAUCAACGACCUCACCAAGGAGGAAAUCAACACCCUCGUUUCAAAUAUCUACACAGGGAUGAACUGCGACCUCUCCGCACUCCCUGAACUCGCCUCUAACCACGACACGAUGAUGAAGAUCAUCAAGGGAAUGGAGGACUCCCAACUGAACAAAGUGGUAGGUUAUCACUUUGAAUCCUACAGUACAAGGGAUGUAGCAGAGUUUUAUCUCAACGCUACAUACGAAGGGGAGACCAUCCGGUCUAACGUCAAUGGUGAAGACAUUACACUCACCUCUGCAGACCUCAAUGCCCUCUUUGGCGUAGUAGAGGACCCACAAGAAGAAGAAACUGAAGGCUUCCUCACUCUGGACAGUGUCAAUGUCACUGUGGACAACUUUGUCCAACUCUACUGCCGACCUGAAGUGGGUAGAGUUCCAAAACUUUACAUGAAGAAAAAUCUUCUCCUGAGCGACUAUGAAAAACUGGUCAACAUCCUGCAUAGGUGCGUCUGGAGCAAGAGCACCUCCACAGAUGACAUGAAUGCGCUGAAUGCAAAGGCUGUCUUUGCAGUUCAUCAUGGGAUGAACAUCAACUGGGGACAAGUAAUUAUCAAAUCCCUUGUUGAGUUCAUCAAGAAGAAAGACAAGGAGACCGGUCUUUUCAGAACCCCCAUGGGUUAUGGUCUCCUCAUCUCUGAAAUCCUGCUCACAGCGAGGAUAGGACUGAGAAACUCUGUUGAGGUAGACUACACCAAGCUGCUCUUCCUCAACACUUCAAGUGACAGGAAGGUUGCUCUCAAGGCAGAGCAGAAAAGACUCAGAACCCUUGAGUUCAAUAGGGAAAGGCAACAACAGAAGGUUGUUCAACCCAAGAAAGUUUCAAAGAAGCAACAGAAACCCCCUACCCCUUCUGACUCUGAAGAAGAAAUACCUUUGGUGAAGAAGGUGGUCAAGAAGGUUCCCAAGAAAAAGACCACACCUGUCAAAGUCCACAAGCUGGUGGCAAAGAAAUCUGUCCUUAAGAGAAAGGCUCCUUCACCUAUCUCUUCAGCAAGCACCUCUUCUGCCUCCCCCAUUGCUAAGAAGACCAAAAUUCUGACUCCUGCAGCACAGGAGAAGCUGGAGGACUCUGUCACCUCUGCCCCAGCCAACAGAAAUGCUUGGCACGGCAAGAGGAUCAUCUUUGAGUCAAGUGACUCAGAAGAAGAAGCAGUUGUGAAGAAUGCCACUUCUCAGGGGGAACUACAUUCGUCUCCUCCUGCCUCUGAAAAUGAUCAACCUAUGGUGGUUCCUUCACCAGAACACCAAGAAGGAAGCAGUACUUCUAGCCCUGAUAGGAAAUUCAUCAGGAUUCUGGCAUGGAGAAAGUGGAGAGUGGGACCUCUCACUGAGCUCCUCAAAAACUUGUCCUACUUCAUCUCUGAAGAAGAAGAAGUACCCAGAUGGGCUGACACAGAAGAUGUGGAGUCCUGUCUAAACAAGGAUUUCCUUCUUUCUGUCCUACAGAAGAAGAAGGAGAAACUUCAAGGCAAAGCACCUCUGGUCAGAAACUCACCAGAAGACCAUGUGAAGGCUCUUCAAGAGCAUGAGAUGGACGCCUUUGAUGCUUGGUUAGUUGAGAAGAAGAGGAAGGAGUCACUGAUCAAGUUUCGACACAGUGCACAUGGGGAAGGUGAACCCUCUACUGUCAAUGACCUACCUCUGGUCAUGGAAAAACUUAUCAAAGAAUGGAGAGACUCUCUGUUCACUGAAACUGUCUUAGAGGUAAUUCCCACAAUCAUUCCUUCUCCCCCUCCCUCUCCUAAAAUCACUUCACCCCAACCCCAACAGAAAUCCCCCUCACUCCAACAGAAAACCAUCUCUGCACAGAACACCCCUUCACACCAGAAAACCUCCACCCCCAAAUCUUCAUCUCCUUCACACUGCAAACCGUUCUCUCCUCCCAAGAACAAAUCACCGUCCCCUCAAGGACAAAUUAUCCCUUACCGACACCAACAGAUCAUCUCCUCUACAACUUCACCCCAACAGAAAACCUCCUCACCAAAAACAAAAAAUCCAUCUCCCUGCAAAUCCCAACCCUCAAUCAGAUCUAGGUCACCGUCACCUCCACCCUCUCUUCCACCACAACAGCAUGCUCCCUCACAACAACAUCAAAACCCCUCCAUCAAGACAUCCAGAACUGCUUCUCCACAGCCUACACCACAAGAUGCAGCCACACCUAUCUCCCCUCAACACUCUGUGGCUUCCACCCCCAUCAGAAAACCUAUCUUCAGGGUGCCCUCCUCUUCCAGUGACAAUGAUGGAUUUCUUACAUCCUCCAUUGCUGCUGAUGAAACUUCCAAGAGGAGGAAGACCCCUCCUCAGCAUGAAGAACAACCCAGAAGGCCUCCUAUGCCUAAAUCAAGAGGUCUAGGUAUGCCUCAGAAAACCGAAUCCAAAGAAGAUAAGCCCCAAAUCUCCUUCAAUCAGUUUGUCACUGCAGCUGAAGACUUUGGUGGUAAAAUGCUUGAUGGCAUGGAUCAAUUAGCUGAGAUCAACACCAAGCACCAUGAACAUCUCACCUUUGUUCACAAUCAUCUUGAGGAGCUAAACUUCCAUUUCUUGGUGUUGCUCUUGAAGCUUGUUGAUUAUUAAAGUUGUAAGUUAUUUUCUUAACUUCUUUCCUUGAAUAUUAAUUAAUAGUUCUUUCCUUAAUACCAUCUCUAUAUUAGUGUUGGAGAGUGUUGCUAAGAUGACAAUUAGUUAACAUCUCGACAUUAGUUAGAAUGAUAUUUUCUUCCUCUAUAUUAAUGUUGGGGAGUGCUGCUAAGAUGACAAUUAGUUAGCAUCUUGAUAUUAAUUAUAGUAGGAUUCAUUUCCGUUAAUAAUAUUCUUUCUUGAAUAUUACUUAAUUCCUACUCAUAUUUCAUAUUAAUAUUUUGAACAUUACUUAAAGGAUCAACUAGUUUUGUUUCAUAUAUUAAUUAUUACUAGAAAUGAUCAAUGAACCGAUGGUUAAUCGUUGAUGGUUUCACAAGUAAGUAACUUCGGUUUAUUAAUGCACGGUCGUGGUUAAUAAACUUAAGAGAGAUUAAUUUUGUUGGUUAAACCGAAACCGUUGUGUUGAGGUUAUCAAUCUCAAUUGAUUUCAUCAAGGAGUUAGAAAGAUUAAAUGCUACUAUUAAAUCGGUAUAAGGCGUUGUUCUAUAUUUGAUUAAUAGUAAGGGUUGUUAAUGAACGGUUGUUGUUAAUAACUACCCUCGAUGAAGUGGAUAUACUCCCCGAUUGAGUAUUCGAGAGGGAAUAAGUUAUAGACAUAACAACGAUCGACUAAAAUAUAUCAACAGGUGGAAAGUAGCAAUGCCAAGUCCUUUUUAUCUUCGAUUUAAAUCUCAUAUAGGUCGUUCAUCUUAGUUUUUAAUUAAAUUAAAUCACUCAAUCCAAAUCCCCCCUUUAUUUACUAAGUUUCAUAAAAAGAGAACUAUUCCUUUCCUUGUGGAUACGAACUCUACUUCACCUAUACUACGUAUAAGUGUUUAGUAUUGAAUUUAUUUUGAUGCACCGUGACAAAGUGCUCGUCAAAUUUGGCGCCGUUGCUGGGGAAAGGCAAUUAUUUUCUUUUUUUUUAUCUCAUAAUAAUAAUAAUAAAAAAAAAUAUUCACAAAAAAAAAAAUACUCUUCUAUUUUCUGAGCUUACAUGAGUAUAUGGAUACCAACACUUCAUCCUUAGAGAGUCAAAUUUCCUUCUUGACUUCUCUAAUAAAGGAAAUUAUCUUAAGCUCAAAAGCUCAAGAUGCCAAGACAUGCAACAUUUGCAUGUCUUACAGGCAUCUUACGGAUUUCUGCCCAAAACUCCAAGAUGAAUACCUUGAACAAAUUGAUGAUGUUGGUUACGAAAGGGAUGUACCUCACAUGAGGUAUGAGCCGUUCUCCAACUCUAACAUGUCUACAGAAGAUAUGGUCCGGGCUAUUGCUACCAACAUGACCACCAUGCAAAACAACAUGGUGCAAUUCCAAAAUGAGACCAAGUCUAGCAUUUUAAACAUGGAAACUCAAAUGAGUCAAAUAGCCGGAGUCGUGAAUAGGCUUGAAGAAAGGGAUUCCGAAAAACUUCCUUCUCAAAUAGAAUGUGAUCCUAAACAACAAACUUUUGCAAUCACAUUGACAAAUGAAAAGGAAAUGCAAAAGGAGAUCAAGAAUCCAGAAGAAGUGGAAGAAGAAAAAGACACGGAGCUCCAGCUGGUCAAAGAAGAUGAUGAACCGAGUUUCAAAUACCUAUCCUUAUCAUUCUUUGAGGUACCCCCAUCAGUUCUAAAAACUUUGAGGGCAACUCAUAAAAUUGAAAAGGAGAGUGACAUUUUUGAAAUUCUCAGCACAAUUGAGGGAUCCAAACAUUUUCCAUUGACCAUGUUAACCGAUAAUUUCUUUCCCUCACUCCCACCACAUGAAUCAAUGAAAAUCUGGAUAUUUGAUCCUGGAUGGAUUUUCAAAGUGAAGGGUCAGAAAAUCAAGCAUUCCUAUGGAAGCCCUAGGAGUGAAAAUGUGGCGAAGCUAAACUAUCAUGAUCCAAGUUUAAAUGAUUGAACACAAUGAUGGCGUCGUGUCGCGACGUUAAAUAAGGCGCUUCUUGGGAGGCAACCCAUGCAAGGUACGUUUACUUGUGUUAUUUUAUUUUUACACAUUUCAAAAAAAAAUAAUGACCUGGGAUUGAACCCGGCCGGGUAUAAAACCCUACCCGAUCGGGUUAUCUCUUAAAGCACAGCACCCGGCCAACCGCCCGGGCGAGGUAGAUGAAGAACAAAAGAAUGAAACAACAGCCCGACCGGGUAGACCCCUAUACCCGACCGGGCAACCCAGCAAAAAACUCUCUGCCUCGGUGAACAGCUUACAUCCGACCGGGUCAGUCACUAUACCCGGUCGGGUGGUCGGGCAAAAGCCCGAUAAGGGUGCGGGCGGGCAGCUUUUCUUCCCCAUUUUCUUUUCUUCCCAUCCGAACCACACCCCAAAUUUCCUCCAUUUCCAAAAGUCAAAAGCUUCAUAUCUCCUACAUCCAUCCACCAAUUAAACCCAUUUCAUUCAUCACCUCUUCACCCUUUUCAUCUCCACACCCACGAAUCACCAACAAAACCUCCCAAAAAGUAACAAAAAAAAAACAUUCAUCUCAGACACAAGCACUAGGGACAAUGCUUUGAUUAGCUUGGGGGGAGAGUUUUAUGGAAUACUCACAUUCAUACUCUUUAUUCUUGUAAAAAAAUAAAAAAAAAAUAAAAAAAUUAUAAAAGCUUGUUAAGUUGAAAACCCGAAAGGGCAACUUAAGCAAAAAUAAAGCAAAAAUAAGAGUGAGUUGUGAGGAUUAAAACAGAAAAAUGUGGGAAGCUGGGAUGAAAACCCGAAAGGGCACCUAGGCAAAAUGAGAGAACGAGAGAAAGUAUUUUCUUUUAUUUCUGCAGAUCCUAAGGAUAACGAAAAAAAAGGGUUGAGGUUGAUAAAUAAAUAUGGAGUUGAAGACCCUCUUUACUGUUAUAUUUUUGGGGAUAUACUUUAUGUGUUUCUAAAAACACUCGUGGAUGUGUGUGUUGAUAUUCUUGUGUGGGGGUAUUUGAUAUGCACUAAUUAGUAGUGCAUAAAUGUAUAUUUUUAUGAUUGAUUUGUGUGUAUUGUUUACCGUUUUAUUUAGUUUGUAAACAUUUGUGUGAAUUUAGUUGUAAUUGUAUUUUAAUCUUCAUUUAUUAGUUGUAAAGUAGAAUUAGGAAUUAUGGUGUUGGAAAGAAAGACUUUGAAGAGAAGAAAACAAGAAAUUUGACUGCCCAGGAGUAAAACCCGACCGGGUAGAAACCCCCACCCGGUCGGGUAUGAUUUAACAGACGAAAUUGCCAAGAAAGUCACUGGACCCGGUCGGGUCCCCUACUUGACCCGGUCGGGUCAGAUGUAACCCGGGACAAAACGGCGUGCGAAGAUCACCAGAACGUGGCAAAUAUUUGAUUUUGACUGAUACCCGGUCGGGUAUGGCACUUUACCCGGUCGGGUAUUCGCCCCAGGGUGUUGAAAACACCUAUAAAUAGCAUACUUUUCCUUCACUUUUAAUAAUUCCUUCUUCCAUACUCUUAAGCUCAAUUUAGAAUAGCAUUUCUUUAUAUUUUAUAGCAUGAUUAGUCUCCAAAUGAGGAGCUAAACUUCCAUUUCUUGGUGUUGCUCUUGAAGCUUGUUGAUUAUUAAAGUUGUAAGUUAUUUUCUUAACUUCUUUCCUUGAAUAUUAAUUAAUAGUUCUUUCCUUAAUACCAUCUCUAUAUUAGUGUUGGGGAGUGUUGCUAAGAUGACAAUUAGUUAACAUCUCGACAUUAGUUAGAAUGAUAUUUUCUUCCUCUAUAUUAAUGUUGGGGAGUGUUGCUAAGAUGACAAUUAGUUAUCAUCUUGAUAUUAAUUAUAGUAGGAUUCAUUUCCUUUAAUAAUAUUCUUCCUUGAAUAUUAAUUAAUUCCUACUCAUAUUUCAUAUUAAUAUUUUGAACAUUACUUAAAGGAUCAACUAGUUUUGUUUCAUAUAUUAAUUAUUACUAGAAACGAUCAACGAACCGAUGGUUAAUCGUUGAUGGUUUCACAAGUAAGUAACUUCAGUUUAUUAAUGCACGGUCGUGGUUAAUAAACUUAAGAGGGAUUAAUUUUGUUGGUUAAACCGAAACCGUUGUGUUGAGGUUAUCAAUCUCAAUUGAUUUCAUCAAGGAGUUAGAAAGAUUAAAUGCUACUAUUAAAUCGGUAUAAGGCGUUGUUCUAUAUUUGAUUAGUAGUAAGGGUUAUUAAUGAACGGUUGUUGUUAAUAACUACCUCGAUGAAGUGGAUAUACUCGCCGAUUGAGUAUUCGAGAGGGAAUAAGUUAUAGACAUAACAAUGAUCGACUAAAAUAUAUCAACAAGUGGAAAGUAGCAAUGCCAAGUCCUUUUUAUCUUCGAUUUAAAUCUCAUAUAGGUCGUUCAUCUUAGUUUUUAAUUAAAUUAAAUCACUCAAUCCAAAUCCCCCGUUUAUUUACUAAGUUUCAUAAAAAGAGAACUAUUCCUUUCCGUGUGGAUACAAACUCUACUUUACCUAUACUACGUAUAAGUGUUUAGUAUUGAAUUUAUUUUGACGUACCGUGACAAAGUGCUCGUCAUCUACAAACGAUCUUACAACGGCACACUACUCUGAUGCCUUCAUCAAGACGAAGCCGAAGUCGCCAUGGAGGAAGUGCACAGUGGCACUUGCUCAGCUCACCAGGGACUCUUCUCCAUGUCCCGAAGGCUCAUAGUCCAAGACUACUUCUGGCCUACAAUGGCCCGAGAUUGUGCGGAUCUCGCCCGAAGGUGUACCGCCUAUCAACACUUCCAGAAGGCCCCCGGCAGGCCAGCGGUCAACUAUGCCCCCAUCAACACAUCUAUACCCUUCGCUAGAUGGGGCAUAGACCUUGUGGGCCCUCUGUCGAGGGGUACCUCCAACAACAGGUACAUUAUCGUUGUCAUUGACUACUUCACCAAAUAAGUGGAGGCUGAGCCCCUCGCCAGCAUCACCGAAGCCAGAUGCCGCCACUUUAUCCUCAAAAAUAUCCUCACAAGGUUCGGUGUCCCUCAGCAAAUCAUCUCCGACAACGGGACUCAAUUUGAGGUAGCCCCCUUCUAUGCCCUCCUUGAGGCAUGGGGCAUUAAACAUACCUUCUGAUCCGUUGCUUACCCUCAAGGCAACGGUCAAGUGGAGAACGUCAACCGGACAUUACUUGAGGGCCUAAAAAAGAAGCUGGAUGCCGAAGGUGGAGGCUGGGUGGAAGAACUCCACAUCAUCCUAUGGGCUUACCGCACCACCCCUCGGCGGGCAACAGGUGAAACACCCUUCUCCCUGUGCUAUGGAUUUGAGGCUAAAGCUCCCACUGAAGUGACCCUUCCUACCCGAAGGGUGGCCUAAUAUGAUCCGGAAGUUAAUGAUGCCAACAUGGCCCUCGACCUUCACCUCAUUUCAGAACGCCGAGAACAAGCCUUCAUACAAGCGGAAAACUACUGAAGGCAAGUCAAAAGCUACAUCGACGCCAAGGUCCGCUCUCGAGAAUUCCAAGUGGGGGAUUACGUCCUCCAAUGGAGGGAAGCUAGCCAACCAAGUGAGGGUGGCAAGAUGGCACCUAAGUUUGAGGGUCCCUACAUCGUAGCAGCCAUUAUCAAACCUGGGACUUACAAACUCAAAUGCCCCAAUGGGACAGAGGUCUCUAGACAUUGGAAUGUACAUCACCUAGUUAAAUUUUAUCAGUAAUAUUAGAGCGGACAAGCCCUCAUAACUAAUGAAUGUAUUAUCCUACGGCCCAAGGCCUUCAAAUUUUAAGACAUAUUGAAGACACCAAGAACAAGAAACAAGACACAUGUGAGCUGUCAAGCCCUCAUGCAGACUAUUGGCCCAAGGCCUUAUCACAAGCAAAACCGUUCGGCACCAAGUGCCGAGGGUAGACACUCCAAUCACCUACGGAAAAUGAAGGAAACACCAAGUGUUUUUAAGAAGACCCCUCGGUACCAAGUACCGGGGACCGUACUCCUAUCAACUCCAGGCAGAGGAAAACACCAAGUGUUUCCUUUGAAGACCCCUCGGUACCAAGUACCGGGGGCCGUAUGCCGAAACAAACACCAAGUGUUAGUCGUACCCCUCGAGGACGCAUUUAUACCGAAGGCGUCACCUAUCGGUGCCGGCGGCACGUAGUGCCCCCGGCCAUUUGCAACCCAUGUGCAAAUGAAAAUCUUUCCUUGAAACGCUUUCCGCGUCAUUACCCCAAGUGAAUGACAUGCAACUAAUAUGCCCAGGAUUCGACUUUCAAAAACGGAACGCUUUCCGCGCCAUUGCCCCAAGGGAGUGGCAGGCAUCUAAUAUGCCCAGGAUUCGACUUCCAAAACGAAACGCUCCCCGCACUAUUACCCCAAGGGUAUGGCAGGCCACAGACUAUGUCUCGCGCCGAGAUGACGACUUUCAAAACUGAGGCGCUUUCCGUGCCGUCCCCCAAGGGGAGGCAGGCUACAGACUAUGUCUUAUGCCGAGGAAACGACCCUCGAUCCCCUCGACUCCCGAUAGGCCAAGCCUUACCAAGAAACCAAGUUUCUUGAAGCCUUCCCUUCACUACCAAAAAAAAGGUGAAGGGGAGUAGACUCAACGAGCAAUCAAUGAGUACACAACUCCAACAAUCCACGACGGAACACCCUUCGGCAAACAGGAAGAAGGGUUGUUACAAAACAGAAAGGUCAUACCGAGGCCUCCCCAUGGGAACACCUCAGAUACCUGGGAGCUACUAAUUCCAGAAGGCUGCUAUUCAACAAAUGCUACCGAAAAUUGGCUAAGUCCACUCAACAACGACUCAAGGGAUACUGAAGGCAUCCACUUUCCAUCCGCCCUUACUACAACAUGAAUGUCUUACAAAAUUUUCCUAAGUCCACAUUUUGGAGCCCACUAUGGCCGAGGGUGCCUGCUACACGAUACCGAAGGCAAGUACCCACUGACAUGAUCUUGAAUUUCCUAAGUCCAAGUCCUAGCAACCCCCGGCGCUACAAUCAACACCAGAGGCUAGUACUCACAGGGCUCAUUUACCGAAGGCCAAGUGACAAGUGACAACUGGAAAAAAAAUCUAAGUCCUAAAUAUUUGGCUCUCGGUCAAAUCUCCAUGCAGCCAGAUGGGUCACACAACCGAAGGCACAGUGGUGAAACUACAAUUGGAAAAAAUUUCUAAGUCCUAAAUAUUUGGCCCUCGGUCAAAUCUCCAUGCACCCAGAGGGUCACACAACCGAAGGCUCAAUGGUGAAACUACAAUUGGAAAAAUUUUCUAAGUCCUAAAUAUUUGGCCCUCGGUCAAAUCUCCAUGUAGCCAGAGGGGUCACACAACUGAAGGCUCAGUGGUGAAAUUACAAUUGGAAAAAUUUUCUAAGUCCUAAAUAUUUGACCCUCGGUCAAAUCUCCAUGCAGCCAGAGGGGUCACACAACCAAAGGCUCAGUGGUAAAACCACGCUCAAGGAUUUUCUAAGCCCUGAACAAGAAGCCCCCGGCCAUCAGUGGGGUAGGGCUCACAACUUACAUAACAAAAGGCAUACAAAAGAGAAUGACAACCGAAGGCAAAAGCUGUGAAUAGACACUUAGAAAAAAAAAUCUAAGUUCUAAACGACUGACAACUUAAACAUUAAAGUACGAGGACAUUCAUUCACAAGACAAAUUCGAAGGCAUUCAUUUCACAAAGAAAAAACAAAGGCACUUAUCGAAAGAAAAGCAAUGUCAUACAUCGCCAAGCCUGAAGGCACCCAUGCAUUCAUUCACAAGAAAUGAAAGAGUAACGUGUUUGGAUUACAAAAGAUGGUCGAGGCCGAAAGAUACAGAAAUAUCCAUUACAACAAAUUGUUCAGAAUAUACAACAACAAGAUUAUCAUCCAACUACGGCAGCACCCCCCUCAGCAGGCUUCGACGUGGCGUCAUCCCCGGCCUCUUCCUCUUCAUCGCUGCACUCCGCCAUCAAGACGGUGUCCUCAAGAUCUGGCCUCAUAGCACCCUCGGGAAGGGGAAUUCUGGUGUCUGGCUGGAGAGGGGGGAGCCCAUAAGCCGCCGGAUCAAAUGCUGUCGGGUCUGUUCCCAGGUGUCUGGCUAGCCUCCGAUAGAUGAGGGCCUGAGUAAAGUACUCGCCCCCAUCGUAGUACUCCUUCCCCUUCUGGACCAGCCACAUCGCCCCGGGGCCUCUUACCCACUCGUCUACAGAGGCCUCAACUACCGAAGCCACCCAUGCUUUCUGGGUCUCGGCUUUCCAGCCCUCGCCGACGAAGGCGGCCACCGCUUCCCUCACCGCCUCCCUCUUGGCGACCUCGGCGUCUUCAUUGGUCUUCUUAGCGGCCUCAGCAGCUGCCUUCUCAGCCUCAGCUCUCCCCUCGGCCUUUUCCACUGUCUUGGCGUUAUCAAGAAUUUUUUUGAGGGCCGCCCUCUCGACUUUGAAAGCUUCCUCGGCCUCCCGAAGCCUCCUUUGGUCCACAACAAAGGCUUCGUCAUCCUUCUGCUUCUGAAGGGCAUAACGCUCCAUCCUCUAGGUGAGUUCACCGAGGCCAAGGCUUUCCUGCAAGGGGGAUCAGGAAAUAUCGAAGGUUAAAAUCACUACGCACGAAGAUGUUGAGUCUAAGUUGACUAAAGAAAAAGAGAGAAGGGAACUUACAGCGACCGAGGCCUGAAGGACCUUGGAGCAGAGGGCAUCGUCAGCCUGUCGGGAGAGCACAGACUUAUCAGUCGGAGGGGCGGCGCCCCUCAUGAACUCCCUCGGGUUCAAAGUCGUGUGCAUGAUGGCAGUCCCCUUGGUGAUGGAGAACUGCACAUUGUCUUGGGGCCACGACAUGCCAGCAACCAUAGCCGAGGGCUCCGAGGGUUGUUCAUCAACAAUGACAACGGGGGCCUCUUUCAUCCUGACGGCCCCUUUCUUUUGCUUCUUCUCCUCCAGGGGCACCACGCCCUUCCCGGCUCUUUUCCUCUUAAGCUCCCCAAGGCGAGAGCCUCUAGCAUCAGAACCGACAUCAUCGCGGGCAGAAGCCUUCACCUCAGGCACUACCUCCUUGGCCCCGUCGGCAGUUCCCACCUUCGGGAAGAUGUCAUCCACCGCCCUCUGCUGAGCCGAGGCAUCCUUAUUCUUGUUCUCAUUCGCAAGUUGCUUCUUCAGUUUGGAGAGGUUCCUAGCGUCCAUAUCUGGUCCUGAAAAACAAGGAAGGCACACAAGGGUUAGAAUACUACUACAACAAAGCAAAAAAAAAUUGCUAAGUACACAAGCUAAUGCCCUCGGUAGUGCUACCACCUUCGGCGCUCUCAUAUACACGAUCGAUCUCGGGGUAAUUUUCGGCCUCCUCCCCCAUGAGCCGAUACCGACGGAAGCCGAGCUUGUACGACUCGUCCGGAAGGGUGGCAUCCUUGAUCUUGGUAUCCUUCAAGGCGGCGCUCCCUACCUUUGCAUGCCUUCGGAAGCUAUCACGGAGUGGGGCCGGGAAGGGAUUCUCCGCCAUUCGGACAUAACAGAACUUGUCUUUCCACCCCUUGUGAGACGAGGGGACAUCGUUAAAAAAGCCUGAAUUCGGGGAGCUGCUGCAGGUUGACGAAGCCCUGUGCAUUUGAGUGACGUCCCCGGCAGAGGUUGAAGGAGAGGAAGAAUUGAUCUAGAGUGGGCUCCACAUCCCUGCUUCAGCAAAGGGAAAGGAAGCCAGCCAAGUAGGAAUGGCUGUUCGGGGUCAGUUGGCAGGGGGCGAGUUUGACGAACCGAAGGUACUCGAUCACGAAGGGGUGGAGGGGGAAUCAGAGGCCCAACUCCACCGAGAGUAUGUGCACGGAAAAAUAGCCAACGGGGGCAUAUAACAGAACGUCAUCUGGCCCCGGCUCCACCACCUGUGCCGAGGGCCCGACCAAGAGUUGUGUCGCCAUGUAUUCUCCCCGUGUGGCUCUAGUCUUCACAUCUAAGGCGGCGGUGUUCAGGUAGGAGUAGCCUUCGGGAAUCCCUACUGGUUGACCCGCGUCGACGGCAUCCUGCUUCUUCCUCGGUGCCACCCUCGUCUUCUUCUUUUUACCCGGCGCCACGUUGAUAGGCAUCGGGUCCAGGGGCCUUGAGCUCCCGGCUUCAGCAUCAUUGCAAGGGGGUGGGACAGCGACGGUGACCUUCAUCCUCUCUUUCUGCACCCCCUCCUCGGCCACUUGGUAGGCGAGAGCUAACUCCUCAUCCUCACACUCCUGCUCGAACCCUUCGGCCUCGACUUCGGCGACAAGAUCUUUUUGCACCUCCAUGGCGAGGGCAAAAUCACCACCGGAGGACUGCUCACUUGUGGACUCCACAUCGGAGACGCUUUCCUCCUCAACCGAGGGCUCCCUCAAGAUGUCUUGCGAAUCACUUGCAGACGACAUUUUCGAAAACUAAAGGUCGAAGGUUUAAGACCGAAUGCUUCCUAAACAACUCUAGCACUUAAUCUAAGGCUGGAAAAGUUAAGUAUGCAGUUGAGGUGAGGGACGAAGGAAAACUGACCUUGAGAACUUGGUUUGAUCGAAGGGAACUUUCUCUCUCUAGAAAUAUUUUGCCAGAGCUUCGCUACAAAUGAAAUCGCACAAGGAGUGGAGUUCAGGCCAUGGGGUAUUUAUAGGCUCCCCAAUCCGGGCUUGGGCCGAAACCGGGCCUCCGGUUUAAAAAGUCAUCAUUGCAUGUCGUUGUUUCACCCAACCGGUGACACCCACCCGCAUCUAGCCAACGGGUACACGACACGUGGACAUCACCUCUAACGGUCAUAUUCCAACUGUCACGCCCCGGACCUACCCGGACACGUCAACAACCCGCCGUACAGUACGAAUAGUCAACCGCAGUCCAACUCAUCCAUACUAUACAAGGCGUCUUGAAUACCAUUCACACAUAGUACAUCCAUAAACAAGCAUAAUGUAAAUCAUUCAUUUAAAACAGCGGAAGCAUUUAAUAAAGAUGUCUUAGCCACACUUUGGCAAACAUGGGCAUACAAGCCCCCAAAUAGUUAUUCAAAAAUAGUAUCCAUGAGCAUUGUUAUAAUUGUUUUGAAAACAGGAAACAGAAGAAGCACGAACCAUGUCUUCUCCCUUGGAAAUCCCUGAAGCAACGGGCUUCGGUAACAACCUUCAAGUCCUACCUGAAACUGUGAGGUGGCCUCCCCCGUGAAGGGGAGGUCAGUACUUGGAAAUAUUUGACAAGUACAAUAGCAACUAUACUAAGUAUAAUCAACGUUUUAAUUUCCAAGACCCCCGUCUUAGGGUACUAUUAUAUUAUAGGCCAUAACCCUCGGUUACCCCUUUUUACCUUUAACUGUACUUACUUUACAUAAAGUCAAGUAGACGGCCCGUAGGCCCAUAUUCAUUUAGAAUUCACCGUUCCCAUUCCCCCGUGACCGCGAGUCACGAUAACCCCGUGGGGUCCCAUCGAGCCCCAAUUGUAUAGCAUGGGCUCGGCCCAACUACAUCUCUAUACAAUCCUCUAACUCGAUGUAUCAUAUCAACAUUUGUAUGGCAAGGGCUCGGCCCAACUACGUUUCCAUACCAACCAUAACCUCGUGGCAAGGGCUCGACCCAACUGCGUUUCCACGGAGGUCACAUAUACAUGGCAAGGGCUCGGCCCAACUACGUUUCCAUGCUAAUCAUGUUACAUGGCAUGGGCUCGGCCCAACUACAUCUCCAUGUCAUCCUAGAGUCCAACUCUAUUUAUUUUCAUAAUCAAAUUCUCAAGCAAGUCCUAUGCCUAGAAUCAAUUUCCGGAGGUGGCCUUUAGGCCUACCCCUAAUCAC